CUCUAAACAAAUAGAAUGGUUGACCGAUAAUUCCUCCAUCAGCGGGGGUUGUCGGUUGUUGAAAAGUCAACGGCGUAUAUUUCUUCUGCAUCAGACGAAAGAAGAAUUGGAUCGAUAUUAGUACACAAUCAUCAUCGAGUCCACUACACAGGAAAAAAUCAGAUAAUGGCGUCCACGAUGCUGUUCACGGCGGUGUUCGCUCUGGAAUUCGUCGCUUUCCUCCUCGCUCUGACGGCUGAGCAGACCCGAAGUCGAGCUACAGUUGUGGUGGACACCAAUUGCGACUACACCUACUGCGUCUACGAUUCCAACAUCGCGACGAUCUGGGGAUCCGCCGCCUUCGGCUUGCUACUCGCCGGUCAAUUCCUCACCUGCUUCUUCCUCUCCGGCAAGGCUUCCGGCAACAAGCGCCGCUGCUGUGCAGCCAUUUCCGCCGCGAUCUGCUGGAUUGCAUUUUUGGGGGCAGAGGCCUGUUUGCUGGCGGGUUCAGUGAAGAACGCGCAGAGGACCAAGUACAGGUUCCUAUACAUGGCGGGAGAUCCCCACUGCGAGACCCUGCGAUCUGGGGUUUUCCAGAGUGGAGCGAUUCUGAUUAUGAUCUCCAGCUUCGCUUCUAAGAUGAACGUCUGGUGGUCGGAGACGGAGGAAGGCGCCGGUGCCGGCGAUGGCUGCGGCGGCGGCGACUUGGGAGCCUAUACUCCGCUCUAAACUCCAACCGGCGUACAGUUUCUAUACGGUGUCGUUUUCACAUGUGGUCGUCCAGACUGUAUCCUAUGAAUGAGUAGUGAAGCGCACGUUCCCCCAUUAAGAAAUUAUUAAAAUGACGCCGUUUCGUGUUGACUCCUUAAUUGGGUUUCACGUUUGAAUUAGUUACUUACCUUUUGUAUGGGCUCACGUUAUAUUUAACUCAGGUUUUUCUUCUGUAAAUAUAUAAAUUAUCCAUAAUUAUUUUCCUGAUAUGAUGUUAAUUAUGUAGGCCACCAAUGACGAGCUUAAUUAAAUUGAGCGGGCUUUCUCAUGAUUCUAGCUGCUGGCAAUAAGCCCAGGCCCAUGGGCCACGAAAUGAUGGUCUCAGGGGUGGUUUGGAAGUUGCGAUUGUUAAAUAGAUGUAUUGUUGAGAAUGCAUGUAUAAUAUUAUACAUGCAUUGUCGAAUUUGAUGCAUUGUAGAAUACAACGUUUGGUAUGUG
Molecule: messenger RNA, 1188 nt
Organism: Linum trigynum
Lineage: Eukaryota; Viridiplantae; Streptophyta; Magnoliopsida; Malpighiales; Linaceae
Source: the annotation of a GenBank genome assembly